CGGGGAAUCUUACAUGAACCAAUCAGAAGCGAUAACGCCACAGAAGAAGAAAGACGUAGAUGGCAGUGUAACGUGUUGCCACAGCCGUGAAAAAUCAACCGGAGGAAACAUUCGCGUACACAGAGGAGAACAGACUAACCCUUACCAGCCCGGAAAGAUCGUUCUUAACCGGGAUCAUAGAUUGGACAGGACUGACCCAUCUGAAACAUCGCACUCUGAAUUGCAUAUCCAUUCCUCUACCUCUUCAUUUGCCUUUCCUUCACUGAGAAUGGCAAGCGGGCACCCCAAUGACAAAUUCAGUUUUCUGUACCCAACAGACAGCAGUCAGAACAUUAAGAGUAAAAACAGGCUGUCUUCCACCAUGAACCCGGUGUACAGUCCAGUUCAACCGGGAAACCCGUACGGAAAUCCUAAGAAUAUGGCAUACACAGGUUAUCCUGGAGGUUACCCGACGACUGCCCCAGCAUACACAACCAAUCUUUAUCAGACGGGCAGCCCAGGAUAUCCACAAGUGCUGCUGGUGAAGCAGGCCUGGCCCCAGACCGCAUCAGCUCCGGGGCCCGGAGAAAGCUCCUAUGACCUGGCUGUGGACGCUGGCUCAGAGAGCAGGCAGUACCAGGCAUCUUCUACCGCAUUCAGAUAUACAGCAGGAACGCCUUAUAAAGUGCCCCCUACUCAGACCAAUGGAGCCCCCCCUCCUUACUCCCCAUCUCCUAACCCUUACCAAACGGCCAUGUACCCCAUUAGAAGUGCCUAUCCCCAGCAGAACCUCUAUGCUCAGGGUGCUUACUACACACAGCCGGUGUAUGCCGCUCAGCCUCAUGUCAUCCACCACACCACCGUGGUUCAGCCCAACAGCAUCCCCUCUGCCAUCUACCCAGCUCCUGUACCCGCCCCACGCUCAAACGGAGUGGCCAUGGGUAUGGUGGCAGGGACAACGAUGGCAAUGUCUGCUGGUACCUUGUUGACUACCCCUCAGCACACUCAGAUCGGAGGACACCCCGUCACCGUGCCAACAUAUCGACCCCAAGGAACACCUGGGUACAGCUAUGUGCCACCUCACUGGUAGAGCCCACCUGCCAAUCAUAUCUGGAGUCAAACAUUGUAUGCAACUACUAAAGUCUUACAUUGGCGCUCUGUGAUCAACAGUGAGGCGCCACCACGUCUGUUUGCAAGAACAAAAGAGAAAAAGUGCAAGGGUCACUUUAUGCAUUCUUAUGUGUUUUUGUAAAAGCUGCUUUUUUAUCUUUUAAUUUAAUUUUUAGUUUUCUCCUCAUGUUUUUUGGGAUGACGUUCUUGCAUUCGUUUUUUUUUUUUUCUUCAGUGUUCCACAUUUAUAUCUGUAUGAGCUCCAGAACGAUUUCGACCAAUCACGCCUCUUCAAGCGAUUCCUCUUUUGUGUUCAGUGUAAACGCUGGUGUGUAGGAAUGUACCGACGCAAUAUCAGCACCCCUCGGGUCAUUCACUCGAUUAUGCUGCCAAAUUUUAUAACCUUUAGAUAUCAGCACAGGGUUUUUUAUUUUAUUUACAGCAAACUUUUAUUUCGGCAUUCACCGCUCUCUCUCACCGGGAACAUUUUUUAUUUGUUUUUUUUAUUUACUUUCAUCAGAUUUCGUUUCCAUCGAUAACAAGGGUGUCUUCCAGCUUGUUGCUGUGUUCCUGUAGAUUUGUAAGGAAUAUAUCAUUAGUAGGCCAGUGCAAAUGUGGUUUAACCUUCAUUAGGAUAUCGAGUACAUACAGUAAUCUUAGUUAUUCACUAAAUAGGGAACGUUCGAGUGAGCCGGUUACUUUAUUAGCUUAUGUGUCAGGAUAGCGUAAGCUUCUAUAUCGUGUAUAUUCAAUUUAUAUAAAUGUGUGCACGGGUGCUCUCGCAGGGAAAUUGGCGUCACGCUCGUGGGGAACCCACGGUUUACGGCGUGGAAAAAAAUGUAUCAGUGGCACUUAGCUGGAGCCUCUGGGUGUGAUGUCAUCAAAGUGGCAUUGAACCCAAUGGAUGUGUGCCAACGUCGAGGACGGAUAGGAUAGACACUACUUUGACUUGACCAUUAAGAUCGCAUCCAGGAUUCAAAGGGAUUUUAUCGCAACCUAGAUAGCACUAAAAGCAACCAUGUAGUUUUGGGUCAAGAGUGGCUGAUAUCUAAUCCCUGGUCCUCUGUGAAAUCUUGGGUCUGUAAGCCUACAGUUGCACAGAUUUUAAGCGUAAAAGGGUAGUCGAUCAAUGCAAUAAUAAGAACGGCCUGCUUGAGUGGCUUUUAAUUGUAAUUUACAAACGUUUUCGAGAGAAUUUUAAGUUCGUAUAUACGAGGCCUCGUAUCCAUGAAUAGUGUAUUCAGAAGUGACAUAUCAAGUAUACUACGAAAUGUUAUACUAAAGCAUUGCACAUUGACAAAUAGACAUAACUUAACCAAUUAUACGGUACACUCUCAUAUUUAAUGAUGUAAUUAAGAAAAACAAGCAUUUAAUCUAGAAACCAUUAGUCUCGGUAUGUCUCUGGACGUAAUAUUGUUGUCAGUACAAAACACAGUAUCGCUCCAUUUAAGUUCUUGUUUUGGCUAAUCGACCACUGUUUCCAUAUAGUAAAGCUCAACGUGGGGAGAACCGAUUCUCUGAUCUUAUGUGAAAGUAAUAAAGUCUAGUAAUGCAUGUGUCAUGCGUUUGAAUGCAGUAUAGUGUAAUCGGAUGAAAACUAUGCCCUCGCUAAGCAUGGUUGCAUCAUGUUGAAUCGCAGCUUACGGAUUGCUUUUAUUAAUGCGUUACAUUAAAACACAUUCCCUAAAUAAAGGAGAGAAAGUGAAUCUCACCCAAACAUGUCCAGGUCACAAUUUACCCUAAAAUAUAUACGUUGCAUUUUUCCUCUUUAAAUUCUCAUUGCAUUAAUGCAGCUUUAUUAUUGCCAUUAUUAUUUUACUUGCAUUACAGUAAAAAAAUCAAAAGUAUGAAUUUAUUAACGUUAUUUUGCUUACAUUACGGUAAUAAAAAUUAGGCGAGAACUGAUUUGCUUCAUGCUGUUUAAGCAAAAACUUUUUUCUUUUUUAUUUUAGGGUGAGAUUCACCUAAACAUGACUGUAACUUUACUACAUUAGGAUCUGGAACUAUAAAAGACCAAAUGGUUUCUAAUGUAGUAAAGUUACAGUAAUGUAUGUUUGGCUUGAGCAAGUCUAAGUCAAGGCCAUUCCAACAAAUGUAAAAACAGAUUAUUGAUUGAUAAUAAAAUUUUGCCCUCUGUGCCCCUUCUUCAGUAUUACAUCAAGCAAUGAAAUAUUUACUCUAUAUCUUUGCAACAAUUCAGACUGUAUCGCAAAACUAUAGUCGACAUAAUGAAACAUUUACAAACCGAUUGAGAACUUGGAGAUAUCACGGGUGAUUCAUUCAGUACGACCAGAAUUUGCCAUCCACUCUGACGUGUAACUUAGGCGCUUUUUACGUAAGUGUUAUUUAAAGUUUUAAUUAAUGAUUGAUGUUCAGUUUUCUUCAAUAGGAGAUCUUUAUAGUUGAUCUGGAGUGGAGUGAAUUACAGUUCAUGUGGUUGAGAGGCAUUUCAGAGCACAAGUCUUCAAAGGGUUUCCUCUUCACUUACUUGCUGAUUUCGCUUUCUCUUCCUCAUUUUGCUGAUCCGAGGUCAGCAGACAUUCAAUAUUAUUUCAAAAUUCCUGAAAUACGAAACAUCCGUACUUGUUUGCACACCCUCGUAUCGCUCCAUACGCGUACCCUGACGUGGUGAAGAGGAACGUUCACGUGGUGAAGUAGUAAAACGUUUAACAUGCUUUAUUCCAGUUCCUCUUCUUAGCCAUACAAUAACGUAAUUUGAAAAAAAUAAUAAGAAAGUAAAACACUGUUAGGGUCUUUAAAACGGACUGCUAUGCUAUGAUGUUUCAUAUAUUUACCCGUCAUCAUUCCAUCUGGAGAUUUUGGUGUGCGUCAUUGUUAAAACACACUGUUUCUUGUGAAACCCUGAGAGUUGCUUUCGCCCCGAUUCGGUUUUGGUGUGAGCAUUCGAUUUCCUGUCCUCCGUUUGAUUGUUUUGAACUCGUGAUGUUAAUAUUGCAAACCCGUGCACUGUUCUGUUGUGUUGUUUCAGGGCAUCGAUCAAACGAUUGCUUACUAGCGCCCGUGACGCAUGCAGCGGGUUAUUAGCUCCAGUGAAGUCAGUGUCACGUCAACAGUACGUCAAAGUCUUUCCGCAGUAAUGAUGGGUUAUUUCACUUUAAGGCCAUUACAGAAUAACACUAUUGUUUAGGAUAACAGCGAUUUACGUUUGACCCGUACGGAGAACGAGACUUUAUGGUUUGCAUUCGAAAUGUAAAGCAAAAAUGGGAAAGUCUUCCAGAAGUGAUCUCCCUUCAUUGAGUGUUAAAGACCUCUUGCCCCAUGUGU
Molecule: messenger RNA, 4374 nt
Organism: Paramisgurnus dabryanus
Lineage: Eukaryota; Metazoa; Chordata; Actinopteri; Cypriniformes; Cobitidae
Gene: fam168a
Product: family with sequence similarity 168 member A
Source: RefSeq, a predicted model, not a curated record